AUGAAUAUCGAACACACGGACUGGGAUUCGGUCCUUCAGUUUGUUUCAGAACCCCUUGAACUGGACUUUAUGACCAUGCCAGAAAAGCCUGUAUCUGAGCAGGCGUCGUUGAUCAUUAACCAAGUCCCCACCCCACCGGAAUCUUUUGCUGGCUCACCUGUCGAUCAAUCCCCCGAAGAAAACACUCUUGUAUCCGUGUCCACAACAUUUUUUCCAGGAGCUCAGAAUAAUUCUUUACCGUCUGACCUGGUCAUCCUGUCCUCCGACUCCGUAUUUUUCUAUGUGCAUAUGCACGUCUUGCUGGGGGCAUCCGACAAUGGCUACAAUUCUCUAUUACCGCCUUCCCCUAAAUGCAAGAAUGCUCACAUAGGCCCUGUUAUCACCGUCCCAGAAUCGUCCAUCGUUCUCAACGUACUCUUACACACCAUUUACGAUAUGUCGUGCUCACACUAUUCGCCCUCGUUCGAAGCUCUGAUAUCAGCAGUCACAGCUUUAAAAACUUACGGUAUCUCCCUUCAAAGUCGUAUCGCACCCUCUACACCCCUUUACGUGCUCCUCUUAUCGCACGCUCCGCUGUGUCCUUUGGAGCUAUAUGCGCUUGCUGCGACCAAUGACCUAUAUGAUCUUGCUGUGGCAACAUCUUCACAUUUACUGUCAUUUUCGCUUGCAUCUCUCACGGACGAUAUGGCUGAGAACAUCGGCCCGAAAUACCUGAAACGCCUCUUCUUCCUUCAUUUUGGUCGCGCUGACGCUCUCAAGCGCCUUCUUCUGCCACCCCCUCAUCCUCACGCUCCAACGCCAAUAUGUGAUUUCAAUGAUCAGAAAAAGUUAACAAGAGCCUGGGCCUUGGCGUCGGCCUAUCUCGCCUGGGAUGCACGACCAGAUCUAUCUACAAGCACGAUGGAGUCUGCUCUGAGUCCGCUAGGGGAGCAUCUAACGUGUGACCUUUGUCGAAACGCAUUGCAAGAGAGAGUUAAGAAUCUUGUAAUCCAAUGGUCCGUAGUCAAGGUACGACAAAAUUUUGUUCACCAAUUCAUUUGGCUUACUUUAUUUUAG
Serpula lacrymans var. lacrymans S7.9 is the source of this 1056-nucleotide messenger RNA. RefSeq lists its product as uncharacterized. The transcript is spliced from 3 exons. The record is from RefSeq and is a predicted model, not a curated record. The coding region runs from base 1 to 1056 and encodes 351 amino acids. NCBI's taxonomy places the organism in Eukaryota, Fungi, Basidiomycota, Agaricomycetes, Boletales, Serpulaceae.